Molecule: messenger RNA, 834 nt
Organism: Brassica napus (rape)
Lineage: Eukaryota; Viridiplantae; Streptophyta; Magnoliopsida; Brassicales; Brassicaceae
Product: ubiquitin-fold modifier-conjugating enzyme 1
Exons: 3
Coding region: 95-619 (174 amino acids)
Biological process (GO): protein K69-linked ufmylation
Cellular component (GO): cytoplasm
Molecular function (GO): UFM1 conjugating enzyme activity
Source: RefSeq, a predicted model, not a curated record
CGACACAAUAUCUAAAGAGAAAGGAAUCAGAAUCAAAACAAUUCGAUCAAAAGUCUUAACAUUCACGCCCAAAUCAGCGAGCAAGAGAUCAAAAAUGGAAGGAUGGGAUCCGAGCACCAAAUCGACCCUAACGAGAAUCCCUCUCCUGACGACAAAGGCGGGGCCAAGAGACGGCGAUGCAUGGAAACAGAGGCUGAAAGAAGAGUACAAAUCUCUGAUCGUAUACACACAGAUGAACAAGUCCAACGACAACGACUGGUUCCGCAUCUCCGCCUCCAAUCCCGAAGGUACGCGUUGGACUGGCAAGUGUUGGUACGUUCACAACCUCCUCAAGUACGAGUUCGAUCUCCAAUUCGAUAUCCCUGUUACCUACCCCGCCACUGCUCCCGAGCUUGAGUUGCCUGAGAUUGACGGCAAAACUCAAAAGAUGUAUCGAGGUGGGAAGAUUUGUUUGACUGUGCAUUUCAAGCCGCUCUGGGCUAAAAACUGCCCUAGGUUUGGUAUAGCACAUGCACUUUGUUUGGGGCUCGCUCCAUGGCUUGCUGCAGAGAUUCCAAUUCUUGUGGACUCGGGUAUGAUUAAGCACAAAGAUGACGCAGCCUCAUCUGCCGAAUCUUAGUCUAUUUUAACCUUUCUUAUCAAACUCAGAAUUGAGGUGUUUAUCAUUAAUAGCUGUAUUCAGAAAUGAUUUAAGCUAUUGCAAUGUUUUUUUCUUGAAAUACUUUUUACAACUUGAGAAUGUAUGAUGUUCUUUCUUGCUUUGGAACUGGUUCGUUCAAGCCAAGGUGUGAAUAUUUUAUUACGAAUCUUUGUAUGGGAGUUGCUUCUUUGUUU